This is a messenger RNA of Necator americanus (New World hookworm), 729 nucleotides long. RefSeq lists its product as uncharacterized. The transcript is spliced from 8 exons. NCBI's taxonomy places the organism in Eukaryota, Metazoa, Nematoda, Chromadorea, Rhabditida, Ancylostomatidae. Gene Ontology annotation, cellular component: cytoplasm. The record is from RefSeq and is a predicted model, not a curated record. Gene Ontology annotation, molecular function: ATP binding; ribosylnicotinamide kinase activity. The coding region runs from base 1 to 729 and encodes 242 amino acids.
AUGGAGAAGGAACGUAUGCCAUUUAUAAUCGGCGUCUCCGGAGGUCCUUCAUCCGGAAAAACUCUAGUCAUCCAAAGAAUUAUGGAACGUUUCCAAGCCCUCAACGAGAGACCAAGUAAGCAGGUUGCCACCAUUUCUAUGGAGUCAUUCUAUAAGGAGUUGAGUGAAGAAGGCCGUAAAAAAGCGGAGCGGGGCGAGUACGACUUCGAUCAUCCCUCUGCAUUCGAUUUUGACAAGUUUGCCGACACCAUGACUCAACUGGAAAACGGAUUUUCGGUGACGAUUCCACAUUAUGACAAUUUUACGAGCUCAAGAAUUGGCACAAUCACAAUCGAACCUGCCGAUGUCAUUAUGGUCGAGGGUAUCUUGGUAUUCUACGAUGAUCGCAUUAGGCAGAAGUUUGGGAUGAAGUUAUUCGUUGAUGCUGACGCGGAUGUUCGUCUAGCCAGACGAGUUCGACGCGACACUGUUGAGAGGAAAAAGCCAUUACCUUUAGUCCUUGCGCAAUAUACUAAUAUGGUUAAACCAGCUUUUGAAGAAUUUUGCCGACCAACGAUGAAAUGCGCUGACGUCAUUAUUCCCCGAGGAGGUGAGAACGACGUGGCCAUUGAUCUGAUCGUUCAGCACAUUCAGGACCUUCUACGGCCUCCACAACCUAACUAUGAAAGCCACAUUACGUCGAUUGAUGAGAUCGUAGAGGGGAAAAUGGAGAUGGUCUCCAUACACUGA